Messenger RNA from Oncorhynchus mykiss (rainbow trout), 2342 nucleotides. NCBI's taxonomy places the organism in Eukaryota, Metazoa, Chordata, Actinopteri, Salmoniformes, Salmonidae. The record is from RefSeq and is a predicted model, not a curated record.
GAUUUCCACACAGUGGAGUCUCUGCAGAUGGUGAAAAACAGGAUGUGUCACACACUGUGGUCACACCCAAACAGCUCUUUGCUGUCCGCCCAGACUUAACACUAAGUCACACAAGACAAGUUUGUAUCAGUGGAAUAAAACUAGCAUUUAACAACAGACAAUUCUCUAAGUAAUAAAACAGUAUAGCAUGUCUCAUUUACCACCACACCUGUUGAGUUGACUUGGGUAACAGACCUCUAGCUUCUACAACACAGAAAGUUAGAGGGGACUUUCUCAAGUCAGUCACUGACAAUUAGGUAAGAUAUUAUAGGACACCAUGUGUAACUGCUGCUCUGUCAGCAGUUUCCUGGGGAGUUUUUCUGAUGUCAGUGUUUCCUUUAGGAAGGUGGGUUUAACUGAUCUGAUUUGCUUAACAGUUUGCCACAUAAUUGAAGUAAGGAAGUAAUGAGUUAGAAAUCAUAUAGCCUAGCAGUAUUUCUCACUCUUCAGUCCUCUCUUCAUGACAGUAGACUUGUUUCGCUCAGUGGAGCCCCAGUUAGAGAAAGAUAUGAUACCUGCAGGGAUAUUGAUGAUCCUGUUCUGGAGCACAGAUCUCCAGGCUCAAAGCGUCAGUCCACCAGCUGAAAUCUCAGUCAGACUGGUGGAUGGGACCACUUCCUGUUCUGGGACAGUGGAAGUCUUCUACAGAGGAGAGUGGUUGAGUCUAUGUUCUAGUUGGUGGAGAAUGAUGAGAGAGAUUAAGGUUGUGUGUAGAGAGCUGGACUGUGGGAAUCCUGUAGCUGAAUCUAGAGGACCUCUGUUUGAAGAUGGAAGAAGAGGAGUCACACUAUAUAGUAGUUGCUAUGGAGAUGAGUCUUCUAUUAGACAGUGUGACAUCACAGGAGGACCUGGUUUCUGUGAUGGUGAAUAUUAUCGUCAUGUGACCUGUUCAGAGUCUGUGCGGCUUGUGGAUGGAGCUGGUCUCUGCUCUGGGAGAGUGGAGGUGAAGUCCAAUCAGUCCUGGGCCUCAGUGUGUGAAGCUGACUUUGACCGGCAGGAUGCAGAGGUAGUCUGUAGGGAUGUUGGCUGUGGGUCUCCUGCAGCUCUACAGGGGGGGCUCUAUGGAGAAGGUGAGGGUCAGACCUGGGAUAAAGAGUUCCAGUGUAAAGGCAAUGAGUCCCUUCUCCUGGACUGUGACACCUCAGACAGAAAACACAACACCUGCCCACCUGGUAAUGCUGUUGGACUCACCUGCUCAGAGCCUGAUGAUGUGAGGCUGGUGGGAGGAGGCAGUCGCUGUGCUGGUGGAGUGGAGCGGUACUACCAGGGAGAGUGGAGGAUUGUGGGAACUGAAGACUGGGACCAGGAGGAUGUAGCUGCAGUAGUGUGUAGACAGCUGGGUUGUGGCUCCACUGUUUCAGUUCUUCCUGGAAACACCACUAGAGGGUUUGGAGUUUCCUGUUCUGGGUCUGAGUCUUCACUGAGGGAGUGUAGAAGAUCAGAUGAUCUCCUUCCUGGAUUCACAGUGAUCUGCUCAGAUCUCCUGGUCCAGCCUGAUAUCUUCCUGACUGACUCAAUGGGAGGGGUCUUCAGGGGCCACCAGGGGCCCGAGAUGUUCAGGGGCUACAACUUCACCAUAACCUGCUCCACUCAGCCACAGUACCCAGGAGGCUCCUUCCUCCUCACGUUCACCGGCUCCAACAGAACCCAGACCCAGCCAGCUGUCAAUCACUCUGCUGCAUUCCACUUCCCUGCUGCAGAUGACUCCCACCAAGGGAACUACAGCUGUGUUUAUGACAAUUAUGUUUUCUCUCAUAACUUCUCCUCUGAGAGUGAGCUCCUCUCCCUCACCAUCACAGCCUCUCCUCUGCCAGCCUUCAUCAUCAGACACGUUGUAGUGCUGCUGACCCUACUGACAGCCAUCACCACCUCCUCCUACCUGUACUACAAGCCCACCAGGAGGCAGAAGAGAGUGAACAGGGUGAGCAGCAUGGAUCUUGACGUCAAUGCCAUGGAGAUGGUCUCUCUGAGCUCCAGAGCUGAAGCUGGACCGGGAGAGGAGAGAGCAGCCCAGGGGACGGAGUAGGAGUAGAAUGAAUCUGACCCUACAUGCUGAUCUUAGGUCAGUUUUGUGUUUUAAAUCGAUGGUCAGCAGUGGACUGGUGUUUAAAAUGUGGUGACAAACCUGAAGUGGUUCUAAUUUUAAUAACAAGUUCAGAAUUAGUUUCUCUUUCUAGAACCUUGGAAGAAAUCUAAAAGGAGUGACUGCAACCACCAUUAUUCAUUUAGUUUGGUUUUUACCACCAGAGAAACAUGGGGUUCUGGUAACAUGGGGUUCUGGGUAACAUGGGGUUUUGGGUAAC